Messenger RNA from Ilyonectria robusta, 1098 nucleotides. RefSeq names its product class I glutamine amidotransferase-like protein. The record is from RefSeq and is a predicted model, not a curated record. The coding region runs from base 63 to 944 and encodes 293 amino acids. NCBI's taxonomy places the organism in Eukaryota, Fungi, Ascomycota, Sordariomycetes, Hypocreales, Nectriaceae. The transcript has a single exon. Gene Ontology annotation, molecular function: protein deglycase activity.
GUAGUUCCUACCCACAGAAAUUCUUUGCCAAUUUUCACAACAUCAACCAUUUCAUAACCACCAUGUCAAAAGCGUCGGACCGUACUCCUGUCCCCGAUCUGGCCGAGGAUGAUGCCUUUUUCCCCUCGACAUUUUCUCUUACGCAGUACACGUCGCCCAAGACGGACUUUGAUGGCGCAAACUACCCAAAUGCGUACAAAUCCGGCAAGUGGAAAAUUCUCCUGAUCGCUACGCAGGAGCGUUAUCUCAAGAUGGCGGGCGGCGAGUUUUUCUCGACAGGUAACCAUCCUGUUGAGAUGCUUCUCCCGAUGGUCCACUUGGACGCCGCAGGUUUCGACAUCGACAUUGCCACAGUGUCGGGGGACCCUGUCAAGUUGGAGAUGUGGGCGUUUCCGAAGGAAGACGAAGCUGUCAAAGGCAUCUACCAGAAGUACAAAGAAAAGAUUCGCAGCCCUCUUCACCUUGAGGAGGUGUGGGGCAACGGCUUCACGAAAGACACCCCAUACAUCGGAGUCUUCAUCCCCGGAGGCCAUGGAGUGUUGAAUGGUGUCCCUUCCUCAGUAACGGUCGGCAACAUCCUCCGCUGGGCCCAUGCGAAUGAACGCUACUACAUCUCACUCUGUCACGGACCCGCCAGCAUGCUUGCGGCCGACGUCGGUAAACCGGAGGGUAGCAAGUUCAUCUAUGAAGGCUACAAGAUAGUCGUCUUCCCCGAUUCUUUAGACGCUGGCGCCAACAUUGAAAUUGGUUACAUCCCGGGCAAGAUGGAGUGGCUCGUUGGGGAGCGCCUUCGGAAACUUGGUGUCGAGACCCUGAACAAAGGGAUCACCGGGGAGACGCACCGGGACCGCUAUCUCCUCACGGGUGACUCCCCACUGGCUUCUAACAACCUGGGAAAGCUUGCGGCCCAAGUUCUUCUUGAGGACGUGGCCAAGCGCAACUAAUCUCUCGUCUGUUGGAUGCUGGGUGUUGAAUGCUGGGUGAUGCAUUCUGGGGAACAAUGGUAGGAGACAGCCUAGUUGGAAAAGAUUGGACAGCCACCGGGCCAAAAACUCGAGAUUGCCUAUUAUUUGAAAACCAAGCCGCCUACAAGCCAAU